This is a messenger RNA of Anguilla rostrata (American eel), 1761 nucleotides long. Its product is annotated as tubulin alpha chain-like. Gene Ontology annotation, biological process: microtubule cytoskeleton organization; mitotic cell cycle. NCBI's taxonomy places the organism in Eukaryota, Metazoa, Chordata, Actinopteri, Anguilliformes, Anguillidae. Gene Ontology annotation, cellular component: cytoplasm; microtubule. Bases 155 to 1504 code for a protein of 449 amino acids. The transcript has 4 exons. The record is from RefSeq and is a predicted model, not a curated record. Gene Ontology annotation, molecular function: GTP binding; structural constituent of cytoskeleton.
CACUCCCGUUUCUGGGGGGGCACAGUAUAUAAUCCCUCGCUGCCAAAAUCCUGGUUCGACCAGCUCACGGAGACCACAUUGAGGGUGCGCAGUGAGGUGUUUUAUAUUACUGUAAUUGUUUAUGCUUUAGAAGACAGACCAAUUCCGAAACAAAAUGCGUGAGUGCAUCUCCGUCCACGUCGGCCAGGCAGGUGUCCAGAUGGGCAAUGCCUGCUGGGAGUUGUAUUGUUUGGAGCAUGGCAUCCAACCGGAUGGACAGAUGCCCAGUGACAAGACGUCCAGAGGAGGAGACGAUUCCUUUACCACCUUCUUCAGUGACACGGGGGCCGGCAAAUAUGUCCCCCGGGCCAUCUUUGUGGACCUGGAGCCCACUGUCAUCGACGAGGUGCGCACAGGUACCUACCGCCAGCUGUUCCACCCAGAGCAGCUCAUCUCUGGCAAGGAGGACGCCGCCAACAACUACGCCCGUGGGCACUACACCAUCGGCAAGGAGAUCAUCGAUUCAGUUCUGGACCGGAUCCGCAAACUGGCAGACCAGUGCACCGGGCUCCAGGGGUUCCUGGUGUUCCACAGCUUCGGUGGGGGCACUGGCUCAGGGUUCACCUCCCUGCUGAUGGAGCGUCUCUCUGUCGACUACGGCAAAAAGUCCAAGCUGGAGUUUGCGGUCUACCCAGCUCCCCAGGUGUCCACAGCUGUGGUGGAGCCCUACAACUCCAUCCUGACCACCCACACCACCCUGGAGCACUCCGACUGCGCUUUCAUGGUGGACAAUGAGGCCAUCUAUGACAUCUGCCGUAGAAACCUCGAUAUUGAGCGUCCCUCUUACACCAACCUCAACAGGCUCAUCAGCCAGAUUGUGUCUUCCAUCACUGCCUCCCUGCGCUUUGAUGGGGCCCUGAAUGUGGACCUGACAGAGUUCCAGACCAACUUGGUGCCCUAUCCCCGUAUCCACUUCCCCCUGGCAACCUACGCCCCAGUCAUCUCUGCAGAGAGGGCCUACCAUGAGCAGCUGUCUGUGGCUGAAAUCACCAACUCCUGCUUUGAGCCAGCCAACCAGAUGGUGAAAUGUGACCCUCGUCACGGCAAGUACAUGGCCUGCUGCCUGCUGUAUCGCGGUGACGUGGUGCCAAAAGAUGUCAACUCCGCCAUCGCCACAAUCAAGACCAAGCGCAGCAUCCAGUUUGUGGACUGGUGUCCCACAGGCUUCAAGGUGGGCAUCAACUACCAGCCCCCCACUGUGGUGCCUGGAGGAGACCUGGCCAAGGUGCAGAGGGCCGUGUGCAUGCUGAGCAACACCACCGCCAUCGCCGAGGCCUGGGCCCGUCUCGACCACAAGUUUGACCUGAUGUACGCCAAGCGUGCCUUUGUCCACUGGUAUGUGGGAGAGGGCAUGGAGGAGGGAGAGUUCUCUGAAGCUCGAGAAGACAUGGCAGCCCUGGAGAAGGACUAUGAAGAGGUGGGGAUCGACUCAUAUGAGGAAGAUGAAGAGGGAGAAGAGUACUAGGAGGAGAACGGCAGGGGAAGCCGGAGCAAGAGAAGGCUUGCUGGGUCUUCCAAAAGCCACAUCAAAAUGGCCUAGAUGCAAGUGAUCAAGUGGAAAAUUAACGGCCAUAAUCUAUGGCACUUUUUUUGACCGCUGUGUCUUUUUCUUUGCAUUCCCAGAGCUCUCGUGCUGUACACAAAUUGUCAUUUCCAAGUCUACGUUGAAAACCUUGGAUACCAAAUCCAAGGUUCUUUGCUCAAUAAAGAAAAUUCCAACCA